Lepisosteus oculatus (spotted gar) is the source of this 2938-nucleotide messenger RNA. The record is from RefSeq and is a predicted model, not a curated record. Lineage: Eukaryota; Metazoa; Chordata; Actinopteri; Semionotiformes; Lepisosteidae.
UGAACUCUGAGGCGUGUCUAAAAGUAAAAUCAUUUAUAUCACGUACUGUAUCAUGUCUUUGACAGCGCUAGAGAACUCGUGUUAUUUGUAGCCUGACAAAAAUCAAGCGGUGGUGUUUAUGUUAGUAAACAGUCGAUUUUAUUUACAAACUGGGUUUGGUUAUAAAUUUCCACAAAAGUCUGGGACUCCAGUGUGGAUAUCGAAGGCUUCAGAAGCAGUGAUGUUUUCCUGGGGAUCUGCGUCGUGCCAGGAGCUGGGUUUAACAGGGAGGGUAGGCAUUGACAAUGCUGAGAGGAACGAUUCCAGUCCGGUUUUUCUACGAAAUCGAGUUGUUGAAAUUGGAUGUGGAAAUGGUGUUUUUGGAUUUAUUAAAGAAAGUGGAAAUAUCUCUGUUUUUCUGGAUGGAGAUGGAGAAGGUCGUCAACAGAAACGAAGAUCGAGGCAAGUGGAACUGCCGAAGCAGAAGGAGAAAAGGCAUAUUGUCUCUGUGAGCUGCGGAAUGACCCAUGUUGUACUAGUUUCAGAUUCAGGAGGCAUUUUUGAGGCAUAUUGUCACGAACCCUCUAAAGUGAUAAAUGCAAAGCCACUAAAGAAUAUAUACAACACACACCAGAUAAUCCAGAUUGCAUGUGGAAACCACCAUUCACUGGCACUUUCUAGAGGAGGAGAAGUGUUUUCCUGGGAAACCAAACAGACCGCACAAUACAAAGAUAAAGGACCCUCUAUCCAGCACCUCAAGUCCCUGUUGGGGAUCCCCGUUGCUCAGAUCGCUGCAGGGGGAGACCACAGCUUCGCUCUCUCGCUCUUCGGGACCGUGUUCGGCUGGGGGAGGAACAGCGCGGGACAGCUGGGCCUGGGGGAUACGCAAGACAGACGUAUUCCAACACCUGUGACGGCACUGGAAUUGAAGAAGACGGUGUUCAUUUCUUGUGGGGAAGAACAUACUGCAGUCCUGACUAAGGAUGGCCUAGUGUUCACAUUUGGAUCGGGAAGCUAUGGGCAGCUCGGACACAACUCGCUCAGGAAUGAACUGAGGCCUCGGCUGGUGGCCGAGCUGUGGGGGAAGAAGGUGUCUCAGAUAGCCUGUGGCAGGAACCACACGAUGGCUUAUGUUUCCUCUUGUCAGAAGGUCUACUCUUUUGGGUGUGGAGCACAAGGACAGUUAGGAACGGGCUUCAUAGAAAAGCAACUAAUUCCUCUUCCAGCCACAACAGCAGCCGCAGAAAAUGGGACUGAGCUUGAGGUGGAUAGAAUUUUUGCUGGAGGAAACCAAUCCUUUGUGUUAUGCUCUUCACCAAAGGUAUCAGGAAACACUCCUGUGAGCCAGAACAUUGCUACAUUAAAUAAUACAGAGGUAGAGGAGUUGAUUUCUAAAUCCCGCUCAAAGAAAAUAAAUAAAAUUAACUUUGUUUUCGGAUCUUCCUCGUGUCUUAAUGGAAGCUUUCUUAAACAGAGGAAAGAUGAACAUUAUAGAAUCAGCCACAACACCCCCAAGACAGGAAUUGAUUUUCGGCAAACCUUUCAUGUUUUCCAGAAAUUAAAGAACAGUGAAAUAAUCAAUCAGGUUGUCGCUGUGGUCUGUGAAAAGCUGCUGCCAUCCCUCACUGAAGCUCCUGCUGGUGUGGAGGCCUUUAGAGUCUAUGUUAUAGUGCCAGAACUCCUCAGACAUCUUGAUACAGAGCAGAACAGUAAAGUCGCAGAUAGUCUUACUGUUGCUGUUCUUCGCCUAAACUCUGACAGUCUGGAUGUGCUUGAGUCCUUAUGGACAGACAUACCAAGAGAAUCCCUCAAAUGCCUUGUGAGAUUGUAUAAACACCAAACUGAGGAAUGUCUGAAACAAAAUGAUUGCCAACUUCAUCAAGUAAAAGACAGACUUUACAACCUUCUGCAAAUGUUGCAAAUAUUGUACAAGUCAAACAAAAAGGCUAAAAAAUCCAUUGCAGCAAAGAUGUUCUACCUCAACGAAAUGUUCCUAUUUCUGCCCUCAUAUGAAAGUCUGCAUAAAUGUGAGUUUUAUCCUUCUGUUGCGGAUAGAACGAGGAUAGAGCAGCUAACAGAUCUGUUCUGCAAGUUUCAUUUUGUCCUAAGUUUGCCUGUCAAGGUGAACCUGUUUUAUACCAACUCACAUUUAAAAAAGUUAUCAUAUUGGGUGAUUUUCCCAAAUGAAGCACAAGCAUUGAACCUUGCAGUCAGACGCUGUAAUCUGAUUGAAGAUGCCUUCAAUAUCCUGAGCAACGUAGCAGUCGAAGACUUGAGAAAAUUGCUUACAGUGGAGUUUGUUGGAGAGAUAGACCGCCCAGGAGUCCUAAGAAAGGAUUUCUUCCUCUACUUUUUUGAUAAAGUGAUAGAGCCCGAGUCUAACAUGUUCUGGUACAAUGAAUUGUCAACAUUACUGUGGUUUCCCUCCAAGACCUCAGUGGAGAAGAAGAAAUAUUAUCUGUUUGGGAUUCUGUGUGGACUUGCGAUGAACAACUACAACACUGUGCACCUCCCAUUCCCUCUGGCUUUGUUCAAAAAGCUGGUUGAUGUGAAGCCAACUCUGGAGGACCUGAAGGAGCUGGAGCCCAGGGUGGGAAAGAGUCUACAAAACGUUCUGGAUUACAGUGAUGAUGACAUAGAAGAAAACCUGUGCCUGUCAUUCAAUGUGUCUUGGGAUGGCAUGGUUGUAAAUUUGCAUCCUGAUGGAGAAGACAUACCUGUGACUAAUACCAACAAGGAACAAUUUGUCAGUGCCUAUGUGGACUAUGUGUUCAACAAAUCUGUAAAGAAUCUUUUUGAAGAGUUCAAGAGGGGUUUUUACCAAGUCUGUAAAAUGGACAUGGUGAAGAUCUUUCAGCCACAGGAACUGAUGGAGACAGUGGUGGGGAAGGAAGACUAUGACUGGGAGAUGUUGAAGCAGAAUUGCAUUUAUGAACCAGAAUAUCAUGCAAACCACUUC